AUGUCUUCCACGAAGUGCGCCGUUGCCUGUAAGAUCAUGACGCCGUUAUGCAAUGCGGCCAGUAAGGUUCAAGCGCGUUCUGCAAAGAAACUUGCCGCACUAACAGACGCGGGAAUUCAAAAGACCAUCAGCGAACACAACGCCAACGGAACUGACGCAGCGGUGAGCAGUACGAAACGGUACUUGGCUGAACAGAGACAACUUUUCCACUACCGUGUGGUGCGUUUCUUUGACGAAUGCCACUACAUUACCUCCGGCGAGUACUUCGCGCAGUACACAAAAGUGAAUUUAAUUUGGGACCUUCGCUUCCUCACGAAGUUGGUGGUACUUUUCCUCAUUGGAACAGUGUUGGGAAGGCAAAGUAUUUUUCCACCAAUCGACCCGGAUUCUCCACUAGUGGAAGCACUGGUAACGAAGGUAAAUCCCAACUACUAG
Messenger RNA from Trypanosoma brucei brucei TREU927, 435 nucleotides. RefSeq lists its product as hypothetical. Bases 1 to 435 code for a protein of 144 amino acids. Lineage: Eukaryota; Euglenozoa; Kinetoplastea; Trypanosomatida; Trypanosomatidae. The transcript has a single exon. The record is from RefSeq and is a predicted model, not a curated record.